AACUGGUGCCUCCACUCCCUCCCCUUUCGGCUGUCACUCCAGCGAGUUCAGAGGCCUGAAAUGGAGCCUUGUUCCUGUGACUCAUUUGUGGCAUUACCGCCUGCAACCACUGAUAAUAGGAUUAUUUUUGGAAAAAAUUCAGAUAGACUCUGCGAUGAAGUACAAGAGAUAGUUUACUUUUCAGCUGCAGUUCAUGAUAAUUUGGGAGAGCAGCUUAAGUGUACUUACAUAGAAAUUGAUCAAGUUCCUGAGACAUAUGCUGUUGUUCUCAGUCGUCCAGCUUGGUUGUGGGGAGCAGAAAUGGGAGCCAAUGAGCAUGGAGUUUGCAUUGGGAAUGAAGCUGUAUGGGGAAGAGAAGAAGUUUGUAGUGAGGAAGCACUACUAGGCAUGGACCUUGUCAGACUUGGCCUUGAAAGAGCUGAUACAGCUGAAAAAGCCCUCGAUGUCAUCGUUGAUUUACUAGAAAAAUAUGGCCAGGGUGGAAAUUGUACUGAAGGAAGGAUGGAGUUUAGCUAUCAUAACAGUUUCCUAAUAGCUGAUAGGAAGGAAGCCUGGAUUCUGGAGACUGCAGGGAAGUUCUGGGCAGCAGAAAAGAUACAAGAGGGCAUUCGUAAUAUUUCUAACCAGCUUUCUAUAACAACCAAGAUUGAUCGGGAGCACCCAGACUUGAGAAAAUAUGCUAAGCAGAAAGGUUGGUGGGAUGGUAAAAAGGAGUUUGAUUUUGCUGCAACAUAUUCUUACCUUGACACGGCCAAGAUGACGACUUCACCAGGCAGAUACUGUGAGGGCUACAAGCUUCUGAAUAAACACAAAGGAAACAUAACUUUUGAAACAAUGGUGGAAAUACUCCGAGAUAAACCAAGUGGCAUUAACAUGGAGGGAGAAUUCCUGACAACUGCAAGCAUGGUUUCUGUUUUACCUCAAGACUUCGGCCUUCCUUGUGUUCACUUCUUUACAGGGACUCCUGAUCCUGAAAGGUCUGUUUUUAAGCCCUUUGUAUUUGUGCCAUGCAUUUCACAACUAUUGGAUACCAGUUCACCAACAUUUGAUCUUGAAGAUCAGGUUAAAAAGAAACCACACUGCAAGCCUGACAGAAGACACCCACUCUACCAAAAACAUCAGCAGGCAUUGGAAGUAAUACUUAAUAAUGAGGAAAAAGCCAAAACAAUAUUGGACCACAUGAAGAAGAUGGAGAAAGCAUUAUUUCAAGAAAUGGAAUCAGUACUCCAAAACAAGCAUCUUGAUAUGGAUAAAAUUACUAAUCUCUUUCCUCAGUGUACAAAAGAUGAAAUUGAAAUUUAUAGGUCAAAUAUUAAUUCUUAGAAAUCUUCCUCAAAGUCAGACUGCCUCAGUAAAUGACAUAAACCCACUUUGAGUAGCUCUACUUAUCCUUCAGUUGCAUUCAGGUGAUAGAUACCUUGACUAUAAAAUUACAUACAGUCUUGAUAAAAUACUGAGAAAGAAAACAUUAAAAUCAGACACAUAUAUUGUAGGAUAGCCAAAUGAUACUUCAAGUAAUGUACUUGCAUAAUUAUUAUUAUAUUUUUAGUCAUAGUAACUUUUUGUCAAUAAUUAGUAUUGUUUUGCAUAUAGUAUAAAGCAUUAUUAUAAUUCAUGGUUUAUAUUUAUUAUAAUUCUGUACCACAUUCAAAUCAUUUUCUCAGUUUUAUCUACAAACUAUUAUUUUUCCCCUCAUCAUGCAAAAUACCUCAGGUGGUGGUUUUUAUUCCUUAUGUAAACAUUAACAAGAAAAAUUCCAUAUUUACAUAUCUUUAGCAUUGAAAGAUAUUCUGCAAAUGCAUUUUUACUAGACUCAAAUAUUUAUCAGAACUUGGCUGACUGGUGAACCUAUAUCUCUACUCCUCUAGCCUCCCUUUCUUUUUCUCCCUUAGAAACCACAAAUCUGUCUUCACAGUUUUGCUUUUUUCCAGAAUGUUUUGUAGUUGGAAUCAUAUAGUGUACCCUUUUGAUUGGCUUCUUUAACUCACUAUUAAUAUACACUUAAGGUUUCUCCAUGUUUCAUAGCUUAACAGUGCUUUUCUUUUUGGAACUGAAUAAUACCCAUUUUUGGAUAAGCUAUUACUAAAGAACAUUCUAGUUGCUUCCAAUUUUUGGCAAUUAUAAAAAAAUAUAAACAUCUAUGUACAAGUAUCUGUGUGGAUAUAACUUCUCAGUUCAUUUGUGCAAAUACCAACAUGUGUGUAAUUGCUGAAUUGUAUGGUAAAAGUAUGUUUAAUUUUGUAAGAAACUGCUGAACUAUCUUC
Messenger RNA from Dipodomys spectabilis (banner-tailed kangaroo rat), 2264 nucleotides. RefSeq names its product secernin 3 (gene Scrn3). The transcript has 8 exons. Gene Ontology annotation, biological process: proteolysis. The record is from RefSeq and is a predicted model, not a curated record. The coding region runs from base 61 to 1323 and encodes 420 amino acids. Gene Ontology annotation, molecular function: dipeptidase activity; cysteine-type exopeptidase activity. Lineage: Eukaryota; Metazoa; Chordata; Mammalia; Rodentia; Heteromyidae.